AUGUCCUCCGACGGACGUUACAUGUAUCACCCCUCAUCCGGCAUGGAGCAGUAUGACUACCAGCCAUACCCGCAAUCGUCGUACGACAGCGCUCAGUUUCCGACGAACAGCGCCCGCACCACGCGCACCAACGGCGCUCAUCCGCAUUCCCCUCCGCCAGCUCAACCGCCUGCGCAAUACGGCUCCCCGACCGCACCUUAUCCGACGCCCUAUGGACCAGCGCCCUACCCAGCUCCUCCGCCCGGUCCUCCUUCAUGGACAAACCAACCCGCAUGGGCAGGAUACGGGCCUUACGCUCCGGGAUCGGUGCAGGCGCAGUCCCCAUACCCGAGCUCGCUGUCCCGCCCCGAUAAUGCGUCUUCUGCUGCACCUCACUCGCGACCGCAGGCUAGUCCUGCAGAUCCGCCGAGAAGCGCUGGAAUUGCUGCCGGGUCUCCGCCUUCGCCGUCCCAACCCAUGCUUCGUGCGCAGUCUCCUCUGCAACAUCCGGGCAGCGGCUCUGUUCCACCGAUGGAUUUCACCAAGCUCAGAGAUUCAUGCGAAAGCAUCCUGGAGUAUGCAAAGUCCUUCUCAAUGCACACCGAGCCGCCACCGCGUGAAACGCUCGAGCGCAUGGUCGAGUCAGCAUCGUUUGGAUACCGCAUGCUCGAUCUUGCCUCGUUGCAGGCCAUAUCCCCGAAUGUUCGCGCCUCCGAGGAACGCUCUGGAACAGGGCCGCCACCGGACGCUGGAGACAAGAAAACAGCCAAACUCCCUGAGGCGCCUGCGCAGGAUGGCCAAAGGUGUUUGGGCUGCCAAGCUACGUCCACCCCUGAAUGGCGCCGAGGUCCGAUGGGACCCCGAACCCUGUGCAACGCAUGUGGGCUAGUCUAUGCAAAGAUGAUCAAGAAACGCGGUCGCGAACGGACAGGCGCGUCGUCAGCUGCCAAUCACACCGGCGACGAUUCUGGUAGCGAAGGCAGCGACGAUGAGGGUUCCUACGUAUCGCACGAUCGCAGGAGCGAGGCCAACGUUCGCAGAUGA
Molecule: messenger RNA, 1023 nt
Organism: Punctularia strigosozonata HHB-11173 SS5
Lineage: Eukaryota; Fungi; Basidiomycota; Agaricomycetes; Corticiales; Punctulariaceae
Exons: 5
Coding region: 1-1023 (340 amino acids)
Biological process (GO): regulation of DNA-templated transcription
Molecular function (GO): zinc ion binding; sequence-specific DNA binding
Source: RefSeq, a predicted model, not a curated record